ACCAGAAAGAAUGCAAGAAAAUGGAGUCUGGUUUAACGGUGUGGAUUAGAUUUCCACUCCCAUUGUUUUUAAACAUACAGUAAGCAUGUCAUAGUCAGGAAUUGGUGGAUGAUUGAUUGACUGUUGUGUACUUUUUAUGUGCUGGCCAAUAGCAUUUAGUGUUCUUCUUUAAAAGGCUGUGUGCAUUUUGUGGGGCUUCAUUUCUGCCGAGGCCAUGAUGGAGGGAGUCGCAGCGCGAGUCGUCCUCCUUGGACUGCUGCUGGCCUGUGUUCCCACGGCACUGACCAGUAAGUGUGCAGUCAAGCGAGAAGGUGAAGAAAGAGGCCCUGGAUCUUUGUCUGAAGUAUGGCUUUGUGACUCCUCUCACCUCCAUGGUGGUCACCAAGCCCCAGGGAGAAACCUCACAGGUGGCCCACAAGCCCAAGAAGGGGGCGAACCCCACCAUGAGCCACCACCAUGGAGUCCCCAUGUGUCUCUGAUCCUACUGGACAAGGCGAUGGACAUCAUCAUAGGGUUAACACCGAUCAUCAUCAUGCUCUACAAGGGGAAUGGAAUCAAGUUCAUGUGGCCUGUCCUGAGGCAGCGCCCGACAGGAGACAACAUUAUGGGGAUCAUGGCCCAUCCACCUGUUGCUUAUGAGGAGGUCCAGGGAACAACAAUGAAACUGAAGAUGAAGGACAAAGAAGUAGACGUCUCCAGGUUGGAGUGGUUGGUGGAGAGAACAGCGAUGUCAUCUUCCAAGUCUUCCAGCUGGGUAAACAGGGCCCACUGGAUGCCUCUGGGUUUAUGGGAUGUGGUUUGGGUUAUGAUUCAGUGGUAAGGAGGAAGAGGAUAGGAGAGAUGAUGCACCUUUUGUCUCAAUGCAGAGAUGGUAUUACCUAUGAAGACCCCGCAUUCAAAGUGUUCAUAUAAUUGUCCUAUGAUUGAACUCUUAAAAAUAAAUAUGCUGUCUAGAACCUAAGAGGGUUCUUGAUAAGGGAAUUAUAUGCUUAAAGGUAAUGAUGAAAAUAUUCCACCCUGAAACCAUAUAAUUGUAUGAAAUUUAUAAGAAUCAUAAAUCUUUAAUCUGAUGGUGUGUAGUUUUAGUCAGAAUUAGAACAAUGACCUUUCGCUCCUUUUUAGUAUGUAAGCAGGGUGCAAGUGUGAAACAAAUGAUAAGAGGCGCUAUCGACAGACAAGUUGUACUACUGUGUUCCUUACAGGACAUUCUGCCUCCACCCGUGGAGAGGAGAAACUGUUAGGCUUGCAGAAGAUUAUGAAACAUGUUGCAGAUUAAAGAAACAAUGUAUCUGUGUAGUGGAUAAACAGACUCUCUGAGCAUGGCGUAGUUUAAGAUUUGAACUUGUUUGUGUGUGUUAUAAAGACUGUUUGCAUUUUUUACUUUAGAACGUUCUCGUGAAUAAACAGUACUAACCUUUUGCAUAAA
Messenger RNA from Oncorhynchus mykiss (rainbow trout), 1426 nucleotides. RefSeq lists its product as uncharacterized. The record is from RefSeq and is a predicted model, not a curated record. NCBI's taxonomy places the organism in Eukaryota, Metazoa, Chordata, Actinopteri, Salmoniformes, Salmonidae.